GUUAAAAUCUGGAAUGUUGUGUUUUUGAAGUUUUCCACGGCCGUAGCCGGAUUGUGGGAACAAGUCUUCGCACAUAACUGUUAACUAUAACUAUAACUGCUAGUGGUAACUACAAAUGGACGCCUUGCACAGACACCGCUCACUUUAUAAAGGAACGACUCCGCCAUGGAAAGAAACUUACCGCAAGCGCUGUGUAGACAGACUGAAGAACAGCCGGUCGAGGCUGUUGGAGAGAUACCGUCAGAUGGGAGAGAGCCAGCAGCUUAGGGGCUCCGGGGCCUCCAUCAUCGUCCAGGAGGUGAUGGAGGAGGAGUGGACCGCCCUGCAGUCAGAGGACCGGAGACUGCCCUCCCUGUGGGGGCCAGAGGGCAUGGCAGAGAUGUUCAGUGUCAUGAAAGAAUAUGAUGAACUGGCAGUCCUCGAAGAAAUCCAACAGGAGCUCAUGUCUCAAGAAAUGUCUAUUAUUGAUGAGUAUGAGAAGAACCUGGAGUUUGAACAGCAGUACAUAACAUCUGUGGUGGAAGGGAUGGAAGAAACGCAUAUUAUAUGCCCCAUAUGUCACACGAACAACUUGAAUAUCAACAGCUAUUUCAUCUCCUGCCCCUGUGGACUGUAUAUCAACACUAAGAAACAGAACAUUACCCCCGACGUCCUGUGCCGUCUUCUGGAGUCCAGGUUGUCAGAGCACACGGAGGACUGUCUCCACAACCCUGUUUUCUCAGUAGUUCCAAACACAGACAGCUCUGCAAACCUGAUGCUAAGCUGCAAGGUUUGCGACUACUGGUCCAUCGUCCUGUGACAUCGUCCUCUCUUGAGUGAUUGAUUUGUGAGAUUUUGAGUUUUCUUGUGCUCUGUAUAUUUUGUGAAAUAAAGGCUAUUUUUU
Molecule: messenger RNA, 883 nt
Organism: Toxotes jaculatrix (banded archerfish)
Lineage: Eukaryota; Metazoa; Chordata; Actinopteri; Toxotidae
Gene: rpain
Product: RPA interacting protein
Exons: 7
Coding region: 116-799 (227 amino acids)
Biological process (GO): protein import into nucleus
Cellular component (GO): nucleus; PML body
Source: RefSeq, a predicted model, not a curated record